UCUUCCCACCAAUUGGCCAACUUCUCUUCAAAAAAACCCAUUUGAAUUCCUUUCCGUUUACUAGAGAAAAGAAGGAAAAACUCCCCCUCUUCUCUUCUUCCACUCCUGUUUGUAUAUAGUAGUAUUUUUAUUUCAAAUAUCUUUGUUAUCUAAUGCCUAGAGAAAGAGAUCCUUUGGUUGUUGGCCGUGUGAUUGGGGAUGUUUUGAACCCCUUCAACAGGUCUAUAUCUCUUAGAGUUACCUACAACAACAGGGAAGUUACCAAUGGAUGUGAGCUUAGACCCUCAGCUGUAGUCAACCAACCAAGGGUUGAAAUUGGAGGCAAUGACCUAAGGACUUUUUAUACACUGGUGAUGGUGGAUCCUGAUGCUCCAAGUCCGAGUGAUCCAACACUAAGGGAGUAUUUGCAUUGGUUGGUAACCGAUAUACCGGCGACAACAGGUGCAGGCUUCGGACAAGAGAUAGUGUGCUAUGAGAGCCCGCGCCCAACGGUUGGGAUUCAUCGAUUUGUUUUCGUAUUGUUCCGACAGCUUGGCCGACAGACUGUCUAUGCUCCAGGUUGGCGGCAGAAUUUCAACACCAGAGACUUUGCUGAGCUUUACAACUUAGGAUUGCCAGUUGCCGCAGUGUAUUUUAACUGUCAGCGAGAGACAGGUUCCGGUGGAAGAAGGGGAUAACACAUGAACCAAAAUGUUAUAAAAUAUAAAAAGAAAAGAAAAAAUGGAGUCCCUUUUUCUUCUCUUCCCUUAUCAAUGCUCCUAUAGAGAACUUUCAUUGAGGUAUAAAUACAUGUAAUAUGUAGUAUCUACGUAUAUAUGAUAUGCAUCUUAAAUAUAAUAAAAGUGAGUGAAUUUACUAAA
Molecule: messenger RNA, 860 nt
Organism: Magnolia sinica
Lineage: Eukaryota; Viridiplantae; Streptophyta; Magnoliopsida; Magnoliales; Magnoliaceae
Product: protein HEADING DATE 3A-like
Exons: 4
Coding region: 153-677 (174 amino acids)
Source: RefSeq, a predicted model, not a curated record